AUGGCGCCACCGAGCUUCUAUUCACACCUCCUCCUCAUGAUUUAUGCUACCGACUUGUUAACGCUAACGAUUUCACCACCGACAGUACACGCCGGAGGAUUCAACCUCGGAAUGGAAUGGGUUCGCCAAACCAAAACAACUUACCAAGGCACCAUCACCGAUUGCAUGUUGCAACAAGGUGAAGAAGAGUUUCAGUUUGAUAACAAGAUCAACAGGCGUAUUUUAGCAACAACAAAGUACAUCAGUUAUGGUGUGCUUUAA
Lathyrus sativus (Indian pea) is the source of this 261-nucleotide messenger RNA. The record is from the annotation of a GenBank genome assembly. Lineage: Eukaryota; Viridiplantae; Streptophyta; Magnoliopsida; Fabales; Fabaceae.